AUCUUGUGAAGCGGCGAAGGAGGUGGUGGCUGCUUUGGGCUCCGGGAAGCCGUUCUGGCUGGGGCUGUCGACCGCGGGGCGGAGGCACUCGCGCGGGGGGUAACUCGGGUCUGGGUUCGGGUGCCGCGCAGUUCUCCCCGUCUAAAAGUUGGUUUUAAUUGGUUGCCCACAGGAUUGACUUGGCCUCUACUUCUUGUUAAGAAAAUACAUCUCUUGUUUUAUCAGGUGUGUGUGGUUUCAGCGCAGCAUGGCUGUGGUCAUCCGUUUGCAAGGUCUCCCAAUUGUGGCGGGGACCAUGGACAUUCGCCACUUCUUCUCUGGAUUGACCAUCCCUGAUGGGGGCGUGCAUAUUGUAGGGGGUGAACUGGGUGAGGCUUUCAUCGUUUUUGCCACUGAUGAAGAUGCGAGGCUUGGUAUGAUGCGCACAGGUGGUACAAUUAAAGGGUCAAAAGUAACACUGUUGUUGAGUAGUAAAACGGAAAUGCAGAAUAUGAUUGAACUGAGUCGUAGGCGUUUUGAAACUGCCAACUUAGAUAUACCACCAGCAAAUGCUAGUAGAUCAGGACCGCCACCUAGCUCAGGAAUGAGCGGCAGGGUAAACUUGCCUACAACGGUACCCAACUUUAAUAAUCCCUCACCCAGUGUAGUUACUGCCGCCACUUCUGUUCAUGAAAGCAACAAAAACAUACAGACAUUUUCCACAGCCAGUAUAGGAACAGCUCCUCCAAAUAUGGGGGCUUCCUUUGGGAGCCCAACGUUUAGCUCAACCAUUCCGAGCACAGCCUCUCCGAUGAACACAGUCCCGCCGCCACCAAUUCCUCCAAUCCCAGCGAUGCCAUCUUUGCCACCAAUGCCAUCAAUUCCCCCAAUACCAGUUCCUCCUCCGGUACCUACAUUGCCUCCCGUGCCUCCUGUUCCCCCAAUACCCCCAGUCCCUUCUGUGCCACCCAUGACCCCACUGCCACCCAUGUCAGGCAUGCCACCCUUGAACCCGCCACCUGUGGCACCUCUACCUGCUGGAAUGAAUGGUUCUGGAGCACCUAUGAAUCUGAACAAUAACCUGAACCCUGUGUUUCUGGGUCCACUGAAUCCUGUUAACCCUGUCCAGAUGAACUCUCAAAGCAGUGUGAAACCACUUCCCAUCAACCCUGAUGACUUGUAUGUCAGUGUGCAUGGAAUGCCCUUUUCUGCAGUGGAAAAUGAUGUCAGAGAAUUUUUCCAUGGGCUCCGUGUCGAUGCAGUGCAUUUGUUGAAAGAUCAUGUAGGUCGAAAUAAUGGGAAUGGAUUGGUUAAGUUUCUCUCCCCUCAAGAUACAUUUGAAGCUUUGAAACGAAACAGAAUGCUGAUGAUUCAACGUUAUGUGGAAGUUAGUCCUGCCACAGAAAGACAGUGGGUGGCUGCUGGAGGCCAUAUCACUUUUAAGCAAAGUAUAGGACCUUCUGGACAAACCCAUCCCCCUCCUCAGACACUUCCCAGGUCAAAAUCGCCCAGUGGGCAGAAAAGGUCAAGGUCAAGAUCACCACAUGAGGCUGGUUUUUGUGUUUACUUGAAAGGGCUACCAUUUGAAGCAGAAAACAAACAUGUCAUUGAUUUUUUUAAAAAGUUGGAUAUUGUGGAAGAUAGUAUUUAUAUCGCUUAUGGACCCAAUGGGAAAGCAACUGGUGAAGGCUUCGUAGAAUUCAGGAAUGAGGCUGACUAUAAGGCUGCUCUAUGUCGUCAUAAACAGUAUAUGGGCAAUCGCUUUAUUCAAGUUCAUCCAAUUACUAAGAAAGGUAUGCUAGAAAAGAUAGAUAUGAUUCGAAAAAGACUGCAGAACUUCAGCUAUGACCAGAGGGAAAUGAUGUUAAAUCCAGAGGGGGAUGUCAACUCUGCCAAAGUCUGUGCCCAUAUAACAAAUAUUCCCUUCAGCGUUACCAAGAUGGAUGUUCUUCAGUUCCUAGAAGGAAUCCCAGUGGAUGAAAAUGCUGUACAUGUUCUUGUUGAUAACAAUGGGCAAGGUCUAGGACAGGCAUUGGUUCAGUUUAAAAAUGAAGAUGACGCACGUAAGUCUGAACGCUUACACCGUAAAAAACUUAAUGGGAGAGAAGCUUUUGUUCACGUAGUUACUCUAGAAGAUAUGAGAGAGAUUGAGAAAAAUCCCCCUGCCCAAGGGAAAAAAGGGUUAAAGAUGCCUGUGCCAGGUAAUCCUGCAGUUCCGGGAAUUCCCAGUGCAGGAAUUCCCAGUGCAGGACUGCCUGGUGCGGGAAUGCCUGGUGCGGGAAUGCCAGGUGCAGGGAUGCCAGGUGCGGGAAUGCCCAGUGCGGGAUUACCUGGUGUGGGGAUGCCUGGUACGGGACUGCCCGGUGCGGGAAUACCUACUGCAGGAGGUGAAGAACAUGCCUUCCUGACUGUAGGAUCUAAGGAGGCCAACAAUGGACCUCCAUUUAACUUUCCUGGUAAUUUUGGUGGGUCAAAUGCAUUUGGGCCACCACUCCCUCCUCCAGGAUUAGGAGGGGCCUUUGGUGAUGCUAGGCCUGGAAUGCCUUCAGUUGGAAAUAGUGGUUUGCCUGGUCUCGGACUGGAUGUUCCAGGUUUUGGAGGUGGACCAAAUAAUUUAAGUGGACCAGGAUUUGGAGGGGGUCCUCAGAAUUUUGGAAAUGGCCCUGGUAGCUUAGGUGGUCCCCCUGGUUUUGGAAGCGGCCCUCCUGGCCUUGGAAGUGCCCCCGGGCAUUUGAGUGGGCCUCCAGCAUUUGGUCCUGGCCCUGGCCCUGGCCCUGGCCCAAUCCAUAUUGGUGGUCCUCCUGGCUUUGGAUCUAGUUCUGGAAAACCAGGACCAACAGUAAUUAAAGUACAGAACAUGCCCUUCACUGUGUCUAUUGAUGAGAUUUUAGAUUUCUUUUAUGGCUAUCAAGUGAUUCCAGGCUCAGUGUGUUUAAAAUACAAUGAAAAAGGUAUGCCCACAGGUGAAGCUAUGGUAGCUUUUGAAUCUCGGGAUGAAGCCACAGCUGCUGUCAUUGACUUAAAUGACAGACCUAUUGGCUCUAGGAAAGUAAAACUUAUGGCCCACUGCGUGACCUUGGUUCAGCUGUCCAUUUCAUGUGACCACCUCAUUGACAAGGACAUCGGCUCCAAGUCUGACCCACUCUGUGUCCUUUUACAGGAUGUAGGAGGGGGCACCUGGGCUGAGCUUGGCCGUACAGAGCGAGUACGGAACUGCUCGAGCCCUGAGUUCUCCAAGACUCUGCAGCUUGAGUACCACUUUGAAACGGUUCAAAAACUCCGAUUUGGUAUCUAUGACAUAGACAAUAAGACGCCUGAGCUGGGGGAUGAUGACUUCCUAGGAGGGGCUGAGUGUUCCCUAGGACAGAUUGUAUCCAGCCAGAUACUAACUCUACCCUUGAUGUUGAAGCCUGGAAAACCUGCUGGGCGAGGGACCAUCACGGUCUCAGCUCAGGAGUUGAAGGAUAGUCGAGUAGUGACCAUGGAGGUAGAGGCCAGAAACCUAGAUAAGAAGGACUUCCUGGGGAAAUCAGAUCCAUUCUUGGAGUUCUUCCGCCAGGGUGAUGGGAAAUGGCACCUGGCAUACAGAUCAGAGGUCAUCAAGAACAACCUGAACCCUACUUGGAAGCGCUUCUCUGUUCCUUUUCAGCAUUUCUGUGGGGGAGACCCCAGUACACCCAUCCAGGUGCGAUGUUCGGAUUAUGACAGUGAUGGUUCACAUGAUCUCAUUGGUACCUUCCACACUACCUUGGCCCAACUGCAGGCAGUCCCGGCUGACUUUGAAUGCAUCCACCCUGAGAAACAGCAGAAAAAGAAAAGCUACAAGAACUCUGGAAUAGUCCGUGUCAAGAUUUGUCAGGUAGAAACAGAGUAUUCAUUCCUGGACUAUGUGAUGGGAGGCUGUCAAAUCAACUUCACUGUGGGCAUGGACUUCACAGGCUCCAAUGGAGAUCCUUCCUCACCUGAUUCUCUGCACUACCUGAGCCCAACAGGGGUCAAUGAGUACCUGACAGCACUGUGGAGUGUGGGCAGCGUGGUUCAGGACUAUGACUCGGACAAGCUGUUCCCAGCAUUUGGAUUUGGGGCUCAGGUACCCCCUGACUGGCAGGUCUCCCAUGAAUUUGCCUUGAACUUCAACCCCAGUAACCCCUACUGUGCAGGCAUCCAGGGCAUUGUGGAUGCCUACCGCCAGGCCCUCCCCCAAGUUCGCCUCUAUGGUCCCACCAACUUUGCACCCAUCAUCAACCAUGUGGCCAGGUUUGCAGCCCAGGCUGCUCAUCAGAAGAGUGCCUCGCAAUACUUCGUGCUGUUGCUGCUGACUGAUGGUGCUGUGACAGAUGUGGAGGCCACACGUGAGGCUGUGGUUCGAGCCUCCUACCUGCCCAUGUCAGUGAUCAUCGUGGGUGUGGGUGGUGCUGACUUCGAGGCCAUGGAGCAACUGGACGCUGAUGGCGGACCCCUGCAUACACGCUCUGGGGAGGCAGCUGCUCGUGACAUAGUGCAAUUUGUGCCCUACCGCCGCUUUCAGAAUGCCCCUCGAGAGGCAUUGGCGCAGACUGUACUUGCAGAAGUACCCACGCAACUGGUUUCCUACUUCAAGGCCCAAGGUUGGGCUCCAUUGAAGCCACUUCCACCCCCAGCCAAGGGCCCUGCACAGGCCCCUCAGGCCUAGAUUCCCUUGGCCUAGAUUCCUUAGGACUGUGGCCAGUCCUCAAUCCUAUGUUCCCAAGGUCCCCCAACCCUGAACACACAUUCCUCAGUGCUUGCACUUUCUGUUUUGUACUUUUAUACUUCCUCCUCUCCAUCCCACUGGCUUGCCCCGGAGCCCCUCAUUCAAUAAAGAUCAAUGAAGAACAGUUUACUACCA
Molecule: messenger RNA, 4846 nt
Organism: Phacochoerus africanus (Common warthog)
Lineage: Eukaryota; Metazoa; Chordata; Mammalia; Artiodactyla; Suidae
Product: copine-1
Exons: 18
Coding region: 248-4651 (1467 amino acids)
Biological process (GO): regulation of RNA splicing; cellular response to calcium ion; positive regulation of tumor necrosis factor-mediated signaling pathway
Cellular component (GO): ribonucleoprotein complex; plasma membrane; nucleoplasm
Molecular function (GO): RNA binding; calcium-dependent phospholipid binding
Source: RefSeq, a predicted model, not a curated record